This is a messenger RNA of Cadophora gregata, 1913 nucleotides long. RefSeq lists its product as uncharacterized. The transcript has 6 exons. NCBI's taxonomy places the organism in Eukaryota, Fungi, Ascomycota, Leotiomycetes, Helotiales, Ploettnerulaceae. The record is from RefSeq and is a predicted model, not a curated record. The coding region runs from base 83 to 1003 and encodes 306 amino acids.
CCCUAGUACACCAGAACCAUCAGAUUGAAAUCGGAAACUGAAUCAGAACCAUACUCAGAGGAAGCUAAGAAGGGAUGCAAUUAUGUCUCCAAAAGCUGCCCAAUAUUAUAUACAGUCUCUGAAGGAUCUCUCCAUUGGGGAUCCGAUUUAUCAUCCCGAUAGCGAAGGGCUCAAGGUUGGCCAUUGCGGCUACUUUGAUGAGAAUGGGAGAUGGAAAGACAUACUUGAUCUCAUGAACAUCGAGUCUCAGCACAGCAACUACAAACCGCUAUCGUCACCGCUGCCCGUAGCAAGCUCCAGCAAACCUCAGCGAUGGGGACCAAUAUUCGGGAACACAGUCACAUCUUGUGGCUUGGAGCAAACCACAAGCAUUGUCAUUCCGGGAGCACCAGCUUCGGCAGGCGUGAAUCUUGCAUUCGAGAAGUCAAGCAACUAUGGUGCUGUUCUUAUGGCUGACCCUGUCACGUUCGAGUCCUUCCCACAUAAAGAGCAGUUCCAUCAGUGGUGCAAAGCCAAUGCGCCAAUUCUACUCGCAGACAAGAUAUUUGGCCCAGUGCUGAAACGACGACCCUUAUUCAUUGUCACGGAGCUCUAUUCCACUCCGCGGUGCUCGAUCACUUAUUGGGAAGGCGCAACAAAGCAAGUUAGCAUCGGCGUUUCGGCAGAUGCUUGGAGUGCUGGUAAGUUGACCGGCAGCGGCUUUUGGGGGAAGUCGACAAACGUAGGGACUUGGCGAGGUUUCGGGUUCGAUGACAGUGAGGAUGAGAAUAAGAACAAGGAAAAGAACAUAUUGUUUGUGGGCGGCCUGGAAUAUAAGUUCAAUUUCAUCAGAGCAUUGCUUGGCUCGGAGAAUCCUUUGGAUCUUGUACGUAGGGGACCUGGAGAUCCCUCUGAUAGCUUUGGAAUAUGUUCAGAAGGGGACUUCUACAGCGGCCAGGUUACGCCGAAGAGCCUUGCUUUGCCCUUUGCCAUUCCCCAACCCUUCAAGAUGACUUCGAUUUAGAAGAAUGUCGGAAGAAGAUGCUGGCUGAUUGUGAGCCAGAACAUUCUAGAGAGUCUGUGUGCAUUACCAGAGCACGGGUCCAAUCAGUGGAGUCCUGGCAGUUGAUGACUUUCUCAUCUCAGAUAAUGGCCGAACCUGAAUGUACCGAGGUCCAAGCGUCACCCGCUAUUCAUGUAUGUAUUAUUCAUUGUUUCAUGGCUAGAUUGUAAUGAAAUCGCUCACAUCGUCCAUUGGCGAAUCUGUCAGACCGUAUACAUAACGGUGGGUAGUCAUAGCUGGAAGACUCAAGCCAAUAAUAGCUGCUCGAGUUAUGUGCAUACUGUGUAUUCAUCUUCGCUUCGCCAUCUGCACUUGGGAGUCUUGAUCUCUACAGCUUUUGGCUACUCCAGAGUGUCGGGUCAUAUGCCUUAGCAGCCUUGAUGUUUCGGCCUUUGACUUGAGCAGCGGAGGGACGAAACCGUCUGAGAAGAAUCGUUGGCGCCUCGGCUCAAACUGAGCGUUUAUUAAGUUUCUUUCUUUCACCGAAAUGUCAGCACGGGAUAAAUCCUGUGGCUGGGCAGGCUGCACUGUAAGCGAGUGUGAUGCUGCAUGUGCGGGGGCAGUGUAAACACCACACCACACCACAGAACAAUCUUACACACUGGAGGCUGCCACGCCACCGGAAUACCUAGCCAAAAAUCGACCAGACAGUUUUCUCCGGUUCUCAUUAUCACGGCAACGAAAGGAUGGAAAGUUCUGAAUAUAACGCUAAUCAAAUGAAAGAGCGUGAGGCGGAACAAUUGCCGUUUGGCAACACUUCUCACAGAGCUGCGAGGAUGGUGUGAUUGCACACAGAAUGGCUAUUUAGUCCUGGUUCCUCGAGGCUCACCGCACUGGGACCUGUUGACAGGAUCUUUCUUUAUGUAACUUU